CACACCCACUGCCCACAGGCCACGCCCUUCCUGACUUCGCCCAUGUGCCCCGCCCGUCCUGAGGACCUCCCAACCUGCAGGGGGCGAUGAAAGUCCACUUGCGCUUCGUUUGUAGCUGCUUCCGAGUCAGAGGUCAGACGGUCUAGCGCUGCGUGGGACAUGGUGCAGCUGCGACCCCGCGCGUCUCGCGCCCCGGCGUCGGCGGAGGCGAUGGUGGACGAGGGCCAGCCGGCCUCGGAGGAGGAGGAGGCGGAGCAUGGGCUGUUGCUCGGUCAGCCCAGCAGCGGCGCGGCCGCCGAGCCGCUGGAGGAAGACGAGGAAGGGGACGAUGAGUUUGACGACGAGGCCCCGGAGGAGCUGACUUUCGCCAGCGCCCAGGCGGAAGCGAGAGAAGAGGAGCGGCGAGUGCGGGAAACCGUGCGCAGGGAUAAAACGCUCCUGAAGGAGAAGAGGAAGCGACGCGAGGAGCUGUUCAUCGAACAGAAGAAAAGAAAACUCCUUCCAGACACUAUUUUAGAGAAGUUAACCACAGCUUCACAGACUAAUGUCAAGAAAUCGCCAGGAAAGGUCAAAGAAGUUAAUUUGCAAAAGAAAAAUGAAGACUGUGAAAAAGGAAACGACUCCAAGAAAGUUAAAGUACAAAAAGUACAGUCUGUCAGCCAGAAUAAAAGCUACUUGGCCGUAAGGCUAAAAGACCAAGAUCUGAGAGAUUCAAGGCAACAAGCAGCACAAGCCUUCAUACAUAAUUCAUUAUAUGGGCCAGGAACCAACAGGACUACUGUAAAUAAGUUCCUGUCUCUUGCCAACAAGAGGUUACCAGUGAAAAAGGCUGCUGUCCAGUUUUUGAAUAAUGCUUGGGGAAUCCAGAAAAAACAAAAUGCCAAGAGGUUUAAAAGACGGUGGAUGGUCAGAAAGAUGAAAACUAAGAAGUAAAUCAAUGCUAAAUGAAGAAUCUGUACUUUGUAUGUAUAGAAUUUAUCUAAUAAAUUAUUGGUAGAUCAUUUUAAAGGAUCAUUAUAAAAAUCAUAAACCUAUUUGAGGAAUUACUCAACCACAUUUCAUUCUUCUGGAGUAGAAUUGUGCCUUGCAAUCCUACCUAGAGGAAAAAGUGGUUUAAGAAGGAAUUUUCUUUUUAAUGUAUUUAACUGAAUUCAAGCCAUACUUAUACCAGCAAUAGCACCUCAUCUUCUCUCCCCGACUAGCGGGUGGGAGGGGUGGCAAAAAUGGCACGGACAGAAAGGAGAAACGGACAUUCCAGAAAAGUCUCCAACUGCAGCCCUUAGACAACUUGCUGUUAAAGAUUCAGUGGACAAAAUAUAGCUAACAGCUUUUAAGUUUUUACUUUUAACCAGUCUGGGGAUUUGCUUGCCUGGUGAGUCGCAUAAUGCCAUAUUAUGAAUAUGAAAAAAAUGAAGUUAAUUUCCUGUUGCCUUUCUGUGUCACCCAUAAUAUCAGGUUUAACCCUAAACCAGGGAUGCCAGUAAACUGAAGGCAGUUUUAGGUUGUAGAACUCAGAUUAAUUGUAGAAACCAUUAAUUUUAAUUGCUCUAAUUUUCAUAUUAAUCAUAAAAAGUAUGCAAGUACCUAAUAUAUAAACUCAAUUGACACUGUAUCUGUAGAAGUAAAUUUUUAAUGGCUGGUUAAUUAUAUCACUACAUUUUAUUGCAAUAUAGUACUCAUUUAAGCACUUAAAAAUGGAAGGUGUACAAAGAUUAAAUUAAGACACGGUAAAUUGACUAAAUAUUUGGUUUUUAUAUAAAUAAAGGUCAUAACCACA
This is a messenger RNA of Piliocolobus tephrosceles (Ugandan red Colobus), 1777 nucleotides long. Its product is annotated as nucleolar protein 7. Gene Ontology annotation, molecular function: RNA binding. Bases 160 to 933 code for a protein of 257 amino acids. Lineage: Eukaryota; Metazoa; Chordata; Mammalia; Primates; Cercopithecidae. Gene Ontology annotation, cellular component: nucleus; nucleolus. The record is from RefSeq and is a predicted model, not a curated record. The transcript has 8 exons.